AUGUCUCGUGCAGCAAGCAUGUCUCGUGACUUACUCAACAUUGAUGUCUACCAUAAAGGUGUUUUUUCUCCUAAUCCCUUGGUUUACUUUCAUCCUGAUAAAGUACCUGUUAUGGGGCUAGAUGUACGUAACAUGGAUUUCAAGGAGUUCAAGACCUAUCUCCAAAAAUUGAUCAACAAUAGAUGUCGGGAUAUGUAUUACUGUCUUAAAAAUCGAUCCCUCGUAGAUGGGUUAAGGGAGCUCAGGGAUGAAGAUGAUUAUGUUAGGUUCGUUGAUGCUGGGUUUGAUGAUGAUGAUAAUCAAAUAAGUAUCUACAUUGAUGACCAUCAUGAACCCUUACUAGAUUGGAUUGAAGAAGAAAAAGCUGAAGAAUGGGAUAGUGGUACUGAAACAUAUAAAGAUGAUGUGGACUCGGUAUUAUCGGAUGAUCUAUCGGUGGACCAUGAAGCUGAUGAUGAGGACAUUCAAUGGCAUGAAGUUGUUGAUCCUUUUUUGUCACAGAAGAAUCUUAUUCCACAAAGAGGCAUAGAGGAAGAAGCUGGUGCAAAUAAAGCAACUAUUGGUGAAGGGGCUGUUGAAGAAGGGGUUAGUCAAGAUGGGAUUAGUGAAGAUGGGGUCAAUGAAGAUGGGGUUAGUGAAGAUGGGAUUGGUGAAGAAGAGGCUGUUGAAGAAGGUGAUAUUGAAGACCACCAGGAGGAUGAAAUUGAACAUCAAGAGGAUGAGAUUAACCAUCAAGUAGAUGAAAUUGACCAUCAAGAAAAUCAUGUUGAAGGCCAUCAAGAAGAUCAUAUUGAGGAUCAUCAAGAGGGGGUUGUUCAAGAUGAAGCUCACCACAUUGAAGUUGUUCAAGAUGAAGCUAACCAUGAAGAGGCUGUUGACCACCAUAAACCUGAUUUUGAUGAAGUUCAUCACUAUCAGCACCAACCUGUUUUUUUUUCAGCAUUUUGUUGCUAA
Molecule: messenger RNA, 954 nt
Organism: Lactuca saligna
Lineage: Eukaryota; Viridiplantae; Streptophyta; Magnoliopsida; Asterales; Asteraceae
Source: the annotation of a GenBank genome assembly